UAGGUGCGACCCGAGGCGGCCUUUGACGAAGGAAGUGUUCGUUCACACAACACCAAUCUCUCCUCUCCCUCCUCCUGAAGGACCCAGAUAGGGAGCAGGUGUCCCCUCGCGCUACACUACCAGCAAAAAGCUGUAAUGCAGGAAAAGGUGCACGAGAAUCAAUCUUGGUCUCCGUGUCUUCGAGGCCGCCGUGCCGUGCCAGGCGCAGAGAUCAAUAGGCUCGCGGUAAGUCGUUGAGUGCUGGAAUUGUGAACGUCUAGGAGGGCGCAGCAGCACGGUCUCUAGGAAGACCUUCUGAAAGAGUGCCGUCUUCCUGCUUGCGCGAUGUGUGACGGCAGCAUCAAAGGGAUGCAGGUAGCCGUGGAGGAAGAAGAGGGUGAGCCGGACCGAAAUGAAUGUGAGUGUGGUUACAGGACAGAGCUGCUGAGACCCCCACGGACGAGCACGCCACCAAUGCGAAGUAAGAAGAGAUCGCACGUUAAGAUACGCAAAUAGAUAAACAUAUAAAUCUGCGGAGCUAUAAGGUAGCAGGCAGCAAGCAAAAAUCAAUAAGCAGUGACCAAUGUGAGUUCAAGGCGUAUGUAUAUGAAUGUAUGUAUGGCUUGGGAGGGCUUUCUUUUUGUUGGAGAGAAGGCGCACGACUGACUGAACGGCACGCAGGGGGGAAGGGAAAAAAAUAAUGAGGAAUGAAGUUCGCAGGAUGCUUUCCCG
Molecule: messenger RNA, 711 nt
Organism: Cryphonectria parasitica EP155
Lineage: Eukaryota; Fungi; Ascomycota; Sordariomycetes; Diaporthales; Cryphonectriaceae
Exons: 2
Coding region: 325-495 (56 amino acids)
Source: RefSeq, a predicted model, not a curated record